Molecule: messenger RNA, 433 nt
Organism: Zea mays
Lineage: Eukaryota; Viridiplantae; Streptophyta; Magnoliopsida; Poales; Poaceae
Exons: 2
Coding region: 100-303 (67 amino acids)
Source: RefSeq, marked provisional
UCUAUUCUUGGGCUGUCGGCCUCACGUUUUCCACUGCUUCCAGAGGCUUCCUCUCGAGUCCGCAGUCUCUCUUCCCUACGAAGUUCAGAAGUUGUCACAAUGACUCGCGGCGACCAGAGGGAACGCGACCGGCAGAGGGCGCAGGCGCGGCGGCCCGCGGCCAAGGGGCGCGACGACGGGCUCACCCCGGAGCAGCGGCGGGAGCGGGACGCCAAGGCGCUGCAGGAGAAGGCUGCCAGGAAGGCGGCGCAGGCCGCGGGAGGCGCCUGCGCCAAGGGCGGCAAGAACACCGGCAAGAAGUAGCCGGGGUCUUUACUCUUUAGUUCGCAGGAUCUGCUCGUGUUGGAAGAUCUGUAUUUGCCUAGAUCUGGAAUGCAAUGCGAUUUCGUGGGCGUUGUCUCGAGCAGUGCUGAAACAACGGUUCACAGUAAAA